Messenger RNA from Labrus mixtus (cuckoo wrasse), 985 nucleotides. It is a transcript of the gene u2af1, whose product is annotated as U2 small nuclear RNA auxiliary factor 1. The transcript is spliced from 8 exons. Gene Ontology annotation, molecular function: metal ion binding; pre-mRNA 3'-splice site binding. Lineage: Eukaryota; Metazoa; Chordata; Actinopteri; Labriformes; Labridae. Gene Ontology annotation, cellular component: U2AF complex; spliceosomal complex. Gene Ontology annotation, biological process: mRNA splicing, via spliceosome. The record is from RefSeq and is a predicted model, not a curated record. Bases 59 to 763 code for a protein of 234 amino acids.
AAGGGGCCAGGCCGGAAGUCUUGUUGUUCCUGCUGCUGGUUAACUCAGGCGAACCAAGAUGGCAGAAUACCUGGCAUCCAUUUUUGGGACAGAAAAAGACAAGGUCAACUGCUCUUUUUACUUCAAAAUUGGUGCCUGCCGACAUGGCGAUCGCUGCUCUAGAUUACACAACAAGCCGACAUUCAGCCAGACAAUUGCCCUCCUGAACAUUUACCGUAACCCUCAAAACAGCGCCCAGUCUGCCGAUGGUCUGACAUGUGCCAUCAGUGACAUGGAGAUGCAGGAGCACUAUGACGAGUUUUUUGAGGAGGUCUUCACAGAGAUGGAAGAAAAGUACGGAGAGGUGGAGGAGAUGAAUGUGUGCGACAACCUUGGAGACCACCUAGUAGGAAAUGUGUAUGUGAAGUUUCGUUAUGAAGAGGAUGCAGAGAAGGCUGUUAUAGACCUGAAUAAUCGUUGGUUUAAUGGACAGCCCAUCCAUGCUGAGCUCUCUCCUGUCACAGACUUCAGAGAAGCCUGUUGUCGUCAAUAUGAAAUGGGGGAAUGCACUCGUGGAGGCUUCUGCAACUUCAUGCAUCUGAAGCCGAUCUCGCGUGAACUGAGGAGAGAGCUCUAUGGGCGCAGGAGGAAGGGCCGGCACAGGUCUCGGUCUCGAUCAAGAGAGAGGCGAUCUCGCUCAAGAGACAGAGGUCGAGGAGGCGGAGGAGGUCGUGACCAUGAGAGGCGUCGCUCAAGAGACAGAGAGCGUUCAGGGCGAUUCUAAACCACAAAGCCAUGACUACUUGUCCUUCCUAACCCCAAUUCAUUCCCGGUCUUUUUUUUUUUCUUUCUUUUUUUCGAAGUUUGUACUCUUCAAGAUUUAUUCUAGGACUGAUAGAAAGGUAACUGUAAACUGAUGCAGAAGCUGUGACAGCAUUGAUGAACCUGUUUUUUCUUGAUUUCUGAAAUUGACUUUCACCUCAUUAAAUUUAACAUUUUUAAUUAA